This is a messenger RNA of Mesocestoides corti, 3846 nucleotides long. NCBI's taxonomy places the organism in Eukaryota, Metazoa, Platyhelminthes, Cestoda, Cyclophyllidea, Mesocestoididae. The record is from the annotation of a GenBank genome assembly.
AUGUCCUCUGAUAUAGCUAAGAGACAACGCACAGUACCUUCAUCAAAGGCGUACGACUUUGUUUGGCGAAGGCCGGUCCCUGCUGCACUUCGAGAGGGCACCUACUUUGACCGCUUUGAUGAGGAAACCGGAACUCUAGAGCUUGGUUGCUUCCUGCGUGUGGAUGAAGACGGAUUUUUCCUGUUUUGGAAAAGCGAUGUCAAUGAGGGUCAAGUCCUAGAACUUUCACAAGUCAGCGACGUUCGCCAUGGCAUGAAACCGAAGGACGAAAAACUGGUAGCAACGUUGACGGAACGAGUGUCGUCCAUUGGAAAGAACUUGGAUGAGCACAUCGUGACGGUCUGUAGUGGUCUUGAUUUGGUCAACAUUUCUUACACUAAUUUCGUGGCCACGUCGCCUGAAGUAGCGUCAUUGUGGAUUCAAUCAGUGCGGGGUCUCACGCACAACACCAAAGCCCAGAACGUUUGCCCAAUGACCCAGCUCCGGAAGCAUUGGUUGCGGCUGACACUUACGGUGAACCCUCGCGGUAAAAUACCCGUCCGGGUGGUGACCAAAACGUUUGCUUCCGGUCGCAACGAACGCAUUAUAUUCCAGAGCUUAAAGGAACUGGGUCUUCCUUCAGGAAAGAACGAUGAAGUCGAACCAUCUGAGUUCACUUUCGAACGUUUCUACGAACUCUACCACAAGAUAUGCCCUCGGACCGACAUUGAGGAAUUGUUUAAAACCUUGUCAAACGGAAAGGAGACCCUUACCAUCGAAAAAAUGAUUGAGUUUUUGAAUGAGGUUCAACGCGACCCCCGUCUCAAUGAAAUACUUUAUCCUUACGCAAAUCGUCAAACAAUUCGUUACAUUCAAGAGACAUACGAGUCGCGUGACGAGAAUACGAGCUCAGACACCUUAAGUCUAAAGGGGUUUUAUCGAUACCUGAUGUCUGACGACAAUGCCCCAGUUUUCCUCGAUCGGCUGGACAUAUGCCAAGAUAUGGAUCAGCCGCUAUGCCACUACUACAUCAACUCUUCCCACAAUACUUACCUUAUUGGAAGGCAGUUUGGUGGCAAGUCAUCUGUAGAAAUCUACAGACAGGUACUUCUCGCUGGAUGCCGGUGCAUAGAGCUCGACUGUUGGGACGGAAAGGGGGAGGAUCAAGAACCCAUCAUAACCCAUGGGAAAGCAAUGUGCUCUGACAUACUCUUCAAGGAUGUAAUCUACGCAGUUCGCGAUACGGCCUUUGUGACCUCGGACUAUCCCCUCAUUAUGUCUUUCGAGAAUCAUUGCAGCAAGCAUCAACAAUACAAACUGGCCAAGUACUGCGAGGAUAUCCUUGGUGACAUGCUUCUAACCAAGCCGCUUGAUAAAUACCCCCUUGAAGCUGGCGUUCCCCUCCCCUCCCCCGAGAAACUCAAAAGAAAAAUUCUCAUUAAAAACAAGCGUCUGGAGCCUGAUGUCGAAAAACACCAGCUGGAACUGUUCAUGAAGGGCCAAGCCGACCCAGUGCAGGAGGACGAUGACGUGGCCGAAGAUCCCGAUCCUGUGGUCACUCCCGAUUGUGACGUCGGCCCUAUGAACGGCGACAUUGACCCUCACCCGGAGACCAAACUGCGUCCUGGUUCAGGCCAAAUCAACGUCCUUUCAACAAGCCUUCCCUUGUCUUCUUCUCUGAUUGGCAAACUCUCUGAAACCGAAAUGAAACGAUUGAUAACGAAGAAGGGAAGUCUUACCGCUGAGGAGGAGCAGGCUAUGCUGGCUCAAUACCACUACACUGGCGCUACGAAAACAAUUCACCCUCUUCUCUCCUCUAUGGUUAACUACGCCCAACCGGUCAAGUUCCAGGGGUUUGAUGUCGCCGAAGAUGAAAACGUCCACUACCACAUGUCCUCAUUUAGCGAAACAGUGGCCUUAGGUCUGAUGAAAAACGAGGCCAUUGAGUUCGUAAACUAUAACAAACGACAAAUGAGUCGCAUUUACCCUCGUGGAAACCGUGUUGAAUCGAGCAACUAUAUGCCUCAGAUUUUCUGGAACGCUGGGUGUCAGAUGGUGGCCCUCAACUUCCAAACGCCCGACCUUGCUAUGCAGUUGAACCAGGGGAAGUUUGAGUACAACGGCAAUUGCGGUUACCUACUGAAGCCGGAAUUUAUGAGGCGUCCAGAGCGUCAAUUUGACCCGUUUUCUGAGUCCCCGAUGGACGGUGUGAUUGCGGCGACGUGCGAGGUGCGCAUAAUUUCUGGCCAGUUCCUCUCCGACCGCAAGGUUGGCACCUACGUUGAGGUGGACAUGUACGGUCUUCCCACGGACACAAUCCGCAAAGAAUUUCGCACGCGCGUAGUGCCCAACAACGGUCUCAAUCCGGUCUAUGGCGAGGACGCUGUGUUCGUAUUCCGCAAAGUCGUACUUCCGGAUCUCGCCGUUCUGCGGUUCGCGGUGUAUGAGGAUACGGGCAAGUUGAUCGGCCAGCGCGUCCUCCCACUCGACGGCCUGCAGUCGGGCUACCGGCACAUCUCGCUGCGAACCGAAGGCAACUUCCCCCUUUCUCUGCCCACCCUCUUCUGCCGUGUCUCCCUGACAACUUACGUUCCGGAGGGCCUCAAUGAUCUUGUUGAUGCCCUCUCCGACCCAAGAGCGUUCUUGAGCAAGGAAGAACAACGCAUGAAGCAGGUCGGCAUUCUCUUGGAACCUGUAGCGCUUCUACUCUUGCAUAUGUUCACUAUUCCAAUAUCAGUUACGAGUCACUUGAAGCUUGCCAGUAUGGGAAUCGAUUCCUCGGAGAUAGAUGAUGUGCCAACGUCGUCAACAAAGCUCGCAGCAAUGCUGAAGCAGCGCCCGAUGGGCAUGGGGAAUUUGAGCAACGCGCCGUCGGCGAACAGUGCUGCUGGCCUUCUGCCCUCGGGAGUCGGCAGUGUCGCCGCCGCGUCCUCCGCUGGCCUCACCCUCCCCGGUGUUGGCGCCUCGGCGGACCACCAAAAAUCGACCGGAUCGACUGUCGUCUCUCCCAGUGCCAACCCUCUCACUUCCGGCGGCGUAGGUGUUAGUGGCGCCACUUCCGGACCUUCUGCCAACAGCGCCAAGAAGGAAGACAAAAAAGCAGAAGACCCCAAGUUUCCGCCCAUUUCCUUGUCAAUGUUGCGGAGCGACAAGAACUACCGAAAGCUAGUUAAGAAGCAAGCUAAGGAGCUGGAGGCGCUUCAAAGGAGGCACGAGAAGGAGGCAGCUGCGAUGCUUCGGGCCCACACUCUCCUCACCGACAAACUGAACUCUUCCCACGCCAAGGCCAUCGCCUCCUCCACCUCCAGCCUCCGGAGUACUCCUCAGAAAAUGAAUGGAAUCAACACUCCAAUGAAGGAAGCCCAUAUUGCUCAAAUGAAUGACCUGGUGCGUCAACAGACGGAUGAAUGGAGCAAGCUCAAAUACACCCAGAUGAACGAGAUUCAUGGAUUAGUCCUUACGUUUAUGGAUGCCCGGAAGGAUCUUCUUUUGAAGAUUCUUCGAGAUGCUCAUGACGAGCAAAAGCGUCUACUGAAACAGAUCCAGGAACGUGAGAACAAGGACAUGAAGGCGCAACAGAUUAAGAUCUCCCUCGAUUCCAAUCGCAACGUGAUGAAUGAUCCAAGACUAAAGAACAAAGCAGAGCGUGACCGUCGGAUCCGGGAGCUGAAGGACUACAACACCAAGCGCUUCAUCGAUCAACGGAAGGCGCAGGCGCAGCGCAACGACCGUCAGGUGCAGGAUCUUCUGCGGAGGCACGAGGAGGAGGAACACGGCGUCAUUGCGGGCGUAAAUCUGGAACGUGAUGACCUCAUCCGAAGUUACCGGGAGGAGUUGUUGGCCACCAAACGCACCACAAUGAUUUGA